AUGCAAAGAAGAAGAAGCUCCUGCGGCGACGACGAAACGAUCGCUAGCUCAAAGAUCGAGCCCUUAGCUUCACCAACAAAGUAUCACACACCGACGGUGCAUGAUGGCGGAUGUGUGGGUGAAGAUGAUAUUUUGGAUAGCAGCCGGGUUGGGGCCAUGAAGAAAGAGAAGAAAUACCAGCACCCGGCUGCACAGGUCCAUCCCGGUGGGUCUACGGGGACAGAUGAGACUAUCGGGUCGACGAAUGUGGAUCCGUUGUUCUCGAAAGGGAAGAACACGACGAGAAAGGAUUCAUUAGAUGAUGGCAAGAUUGAUGGGGCGAGAAUUGCGCUGUCAAAGGUCAACCCCGCCGGAUCCGCGGAGGCCGCUGCAUAUGUCAAUUGCGAAAUCGAAAACCCGGUUGGAGGCAAUAUCGAUUAG
Messenger RNA from Orbilia oligospora ATCC 24927, 420 nucleotides. RefSeq lists its product as uncharacterized. Lineage: Eukaryota; Fungi; Ascomycota; Orbiliomycetes; Orbiliales; Orbiliaceae. The coding region runs from base 1 to 420 and encodes 139 amino acids. The transcript is spliced from 4 exons. The record is from RefSeq and is a predicted model, not a curated record.